AUGUAACACAAAAUGCAUAAUGAGCGCUUCUGAUUCUCUGAUAUCCAAGCAACCAAGUUUCCCGCCCUCGAAUGGCCUCCGGUUGCCAUUUCUUCUCCAUUCCUAGUCCUCGUAUGCGUCCCAGUCGCCGUUGCCUUCGUGCUUCACAGAGUCCUCUGCCGCCUGCUUCCGCUCUCUCUUCGUCCGUUCCAGAAACCCUAUCUGAGAUCCGUAACAGCCGCGUUAUAGCGUGUCUCCGAGCCAAUGGUGGAAUGUUGGCAAUGGAAGCUGCUCGUGCUGCUCUCAAAGGAGGCAUAUCAGUGCUUGAAGUCAUGUUGUCCACUCCAGACGCAUCAAUGGUAAUACAAGAGCUUCUGAAGGAAAAUCCCUUUUCAAUAAUAGGGGCCGGGGUUGUCUUGAAUGUUGAUGAUGCAAGGGAAGCAAUGAAUGCCGGCGCUAAGUUUCUUAUGAGUCCUGGCACUGUCAUAGAAAUUUUACAUGAAGUUGAAGGUACUGGAGUCCUCUAUAUACCAGGAGUAAUGACGCCUACAGAAGUUUUGCGUGCAUUUGAAGCUGGUGCAAAGCUUGUCAAGGUAUAUCCAGCAACAAUUUUAGGUGGUGGCAAAUAUAUAUCUGCAUUGAAGAGGCCUUUUCCUCAUAUUCCGAUUGUUGCUUCCCAGGGCAUCUCAAUUGAUUCAAUAAAUCAAUAUAUAGAUGCUGGAACGACUGCAGUGGUACUAUCAGAUGCUAUAUUUGAUAAAAAUGCAAUGAAGCAAGGGGAUUUUGAUACCAUACGCAGACUUGCAGGUUCGGCCAUCUCAAAAGUUGCCCAAGCUGGAAUAAUACCUCAACAACAAGCAUCAACCCACAAAAAUUGAACAGCCACUGCAGAGAAGAGGAGGGAGACUUUUUAAUGUUAUCAACAACUCGGACCUAAUUCUGGUGGAUGCAGACCUUUUCUCUUUAUGCUGUUUAGGGUGGUAAUUCAUUCAAUUGUAGAGAUUUUGUCAAAAAGUUUUAAUGAUAUUUAUAUGAAACUCCGUGAUAUUAUGAUUAAAGAGAAGUGAGUUGAGCGGUUGAGCCUAUUUUGCUCAUGUC
Messenger RNA from Dendrobium catenatum, 1077 nucleotides. Its product is annotated as putative KHG/KDPG aldolase. The record is from RefSeq and is a predicted model, not a curated record. The transcript has 10 exons. Bases 72 to 857 code for a protein of 261 amino acids. NCBI's taxonomy places the organism in Eukaryota, Viridiplantae, Streptophyta, Magnoliopsida, Asparagales, Orchidaceae. Gene Ontology annotation, molecular function: lyase activity.